AAACAUCUCAUUUUUCUUAUAAAAGCACUCAAGUAUCAAUGCAAAAAACAUCUCAUAGUUUAUAACAUUUUUCAAGAUUGAUCUAUACUCUUAAACAAUGUCUUCAUCAUCAUCAGCUGUUCCUGAUUACUUGGGAGAUGAAGUUCUGACACAAGAAACAAGAGAUCUGAUAUCUUCUCUUCCAAGCGAGAAAGGUUGGUUGGUGAGCCAAAUGUAUCAGUUUCAAGGACGCUGGCACACACAAGCUCUCUUACAAGGACUCUUGGAGUGUCAAAAACAAUUUGAAGCCACAGAUUCCGACAUUAUCCUCGUCACCAAUCCUAAAUCAGGUACCACUUGGUUAAAAGCUCUUGUCUUUGCUCUCAUCAACCGACACAAGUUUCCAGUUUCUUCUGGUAAUCAUCCUCUUCUUGUCACCAAUCCGCACCUUCUCGUGCCCUUCUUGGAAGGAGUUUACUACGAGUCACCAGAUUUUGAUUUCUCUAAGUUGCCUUCUCCAAGACUCAUGAACACGCACAUACCGCAUCUAUCCCUUCCCGAGUCCGUUAAGAGUUCUUCUUGUAAGAUUGUGUAUUGUUGUAGAAACCCUAAGGACAUGUUUGUCUCCUUAUGGCAUUUUGGGAAGAAACUUGCUCCUGAAGAAACCGCUGAUUAUCCUAUUGAAAAAGCGGUUGAAGCGUUUUGUCAAGGGAAGUUUAUAGGUGGACCCUUUUGGGAUCAUGUGCUUGAGUAUUGGUAUGCGAGCCUCGAGAAUCCAAACAAGGUCUUGUUUGUUACUUACGAGGAGCUCAAGAAGCAGAGUGGAGAUACGAUCAAGAGAAUAGCUGAGUUCUUGGGAUGUGGUUUUCUUGAAGAAGAAGAAGAAGAAGAAGUGAGAGGGAUUGUGAAGUUGUGUAGCUUUGAGAGCUUAAGUAAUUUGGAAGUUAAUAGAGAAGGGAAGUUGCCAAAUGGAAUGGAGACUAAAGCUUUCUUCAGAAAAGGAGAUGUUGGAGGAUGGGGAGAUACUUUGAGUGAGUCCUUGGCAGAGAAAAUAGAUAGAACCAUUGAAGAGAAGUUUCAAGGUUCUGGUCUCAAAUUUUCUUGUUGACAUCACUCUUUGAGACUUUUUUAUUAUGUUAUUGUUGUGCUUUAAUUAUUAUUGUUUUCAAUCUUGUGAGUUUUGUUUUUGCUGUCUAUGUUUUUUUUUUUUUUUUGAAAAAAGCUGUCUAUGUUUUGUUG
Molecule: messenger RNA, 1218 nt
Organism: Raphanus sativus (radish)
Lineage: Eukaryota; Viridiplantae; Streptophyta; Magnoliopsida; Brassicales; Brassicaceae
Product: cytosolic sulfotransferase 12
Exons: 1
Coding region: 98-1087 (329 amino acids)
Biological process (GO): sulfation
Cellular component (GO): cytoplasm
Molecular function (GO): sulfotransferase activity
Source: RefSeq, a predicted model, not a curated record